Gasterosteus aculeatus aculeatus (three-spined stickleback) is the source of this 3657-nucleotide messenger RNA. It is a transcript of the gene rx1, whose product is annotated as retinal homeobox gene 1. Gene Ontology annotation, molecular function: DNA-binding transcription factor activity, RNA polymerase II-specific; RNA polymerase II cis-regulatory region sequence-specific DNA binding. Lineage: Eukaryota; Metazoa; Chordata; Actinopteri; Perciformes; Gasterosteidae. Gene Ontology annotation, biological process: positive regulation of transcription by RNA polymerase II. The record is from RefSeq and is a predicted model, not a curated record.
UCCUCCUCUCCCUCUCUCCGUCUUUCUCCUCUUCCACUCUCCUCUCCCAGCCCGAGUGCAUGACGUCUCCACUCAGUUGUUGAAUGCUUUAUUUUUUUUUGCACUGGGCGGCUGCAGUUGCACUUUAUUGGAGGUUUAUUCUGUCGGGACUGUUUUGCCACAUAGAGAAGUGAUUCAGAGAGAUGCGAGGUAAGAAAAGCCGGCUGAGUAAUUGCGAGCUCUGCACAUUGCGGACCUGGGACGAGUGAAGUGUGAGGGGGAGCCGCCGAGAGGAACAGGUGGAGCACUGGCAUCAUCAGCUUUAACAGUUCAGCGUGAUUACUUCAAAAAGUGCCCAGACGCGCGGAUGCAUUUAUCACUGGACACCAUGAGCAUGGUGGACGACAGCUGCCUCUCACCCGGCAACUUCCACGAGAUGGGCAAAGGUGGGGGCGUCGCUGUGGGGGGCCGCGUCCACAGCAUCGAUGUCAUUCUGGGUUUCAGCAAAGACCAGGACCCCCUGCUCAGCCCCGACGGGCCCCCGCGGCCCCACAAAGUGGACAUAGAUGGCCUGGCGGAGCCUGGCAGACAGCAGGAGCCCACAUCGCACCCAACCUACAGCGGGCACCUUUCCUCUCUGAGAAACGGCAGCACGGAGCAGCAGCAGUACCACGAUAGCGGCUUUUUCGCCAACAAGUGCGACGAGGAGCUCAGUGAACUGAGGAAGACUGUGGAGAGUGACGAAGGCAAGUCUCCCGAGCCGUGCAAGGACGAGCAGCCCAAGAAGAAGCACCGGCGCAACCGCACCACCUUCACCACCUACCAGCUGCACGAGCUGGAGCGUGCCUUUGAGAAGUCCCACUACCCGGACGUGUACAGCCGCGAGGAGCUCGCCAUGAAGGUCAACCUCCCUGAAGUCCGAGUUCAGGUCUGGUUCCAGAACCGCAGAGCUAAAUGGCGUCGGCAGGAAAAAAUGGAUGCCAGCACCAUGAAGCUGCACGACUCGCCGAUGCUUUCCUUCAACCGCCCGCCGCAGGUUCAUACCAGCAUGGGGGCGAUGACCAAUUCCCUCCCCCUGGACCCGUGGCUCUCCUCCCCCCUGUCCAGUGCCACACCGGUCCACAGCAUCCCGGGCUUCAUGGGUCCACCUCAGGGCCUCCAACCCAGCUACCCCAGUCACGGCUUCCUCAACUCCUCUCCUCAUCCUCCUCAUCCUCACUCUCAUCCUCAUCCGUCUAUGGGCCAGGGAAUGCAGAGUAUGGCCCCUCCUCCCUACCAGUGCACAGCGCCGUACAAUGAUAAGUACCCUCUGGAGGACGUGGACCAGCGCAGCUCCAGUAUCGCUGCUCUGAGAAUGAAAGCCAAGGAGCAUCUCCAAUCCAUGGACAAGACCUGGCAUCCCAUGUGACUAAAUGAACUAUCCGUCCACGUGAAUGACAUUGGGAAAGGGAGGUGUUGUCAGUGAGUAACAUGUUGAGAAAUACGGCAGUGGCUCGUCUUAUACCCAUAGAGCAAAGGAAAUUAAUUUUGUACUGUGAAAACUGAGGAUUUUUGACGUCCUCCCUUUUUUUGUUCCUCAUCUCAAGGACAUGAAGCAUACAAGUGAACUCUAUAGUUUGGUUGAGUUGCUCAUUUUAAAACCACCAAAUUCCAGAUAUCCGUUCUCCCUCGAAUAUGAAAGUGUUUAGCAAUGCCUUGGGUGCUUCAAAGGAAAAUGACUUCUUGCACUCUGGAAAGCCAGAGAAUGUCUUUCCUGACCAGCCAUCUUUUUUUAAAUGACAGACCUUUGUGUUUUUACUGCCACAAUUACCCAUCGAUAAAUGCGUACUUCCAACCAUAUUCCUUAACGGCUUGUCUGCUGAUAACAGGCGGCAGGUUAUCAGGGGUCACAAACACACUUUAAACAUAUAUGAAAGAAAUUGUAAAGUUGUUUUUAUUGUCUAGAAAUGUUAAGCAGACAGCUUUCCAUCAACAGGAUGUUUGUUUAAACUGAGAAUCCCCCAAAUAUGGGUAUUGUUGUUCUCAUCAUCUCAUGUUUUCUUUUUCUUCUAUUCUCCCAUUUUUUUUUUUACCAAGUUUGUGUUUUUACGAAUUAAUCCAAUCGUCAUUUUCAUGGGUCAGCUAGUCAGCGUCUGAGACAACUGUGUGGAGGAGAAUCCCGUCUCAGAUUAAUGUGAGCACAGCUUUAAAAAGCUACGACUGUGACGUCACAUUCAGAUCUCACUCAUCUUUUGACUCAUAAAAACAUGUGUUUAAGCUUCCCUCACUAUGUUUUUUUUUAACUGGUUGCCCAGUUGAGAUAUAUAUUUAGAUUACCUGGUAUGACUGGCAAAAGGACCAAUGGGGACCAAUGGGGCCGACUAUCUUGUUUCCAAUAUACGGUAAGAGGACAAUCAAACAAGUAUCGAUGGCACCUUUAAAGCGGACCACGGCUGAACAUAUACCAAAAAUAGUUCUGCACAGUUUCUGUGACCUGUGCAAAGAUUGCUUUAAAUAAGUAUGACAGAAAGAAAGAAAGACAGACAGACAGAAAUAAAUAAUAGAGAGCAGAGUAACUCUCUUUUUGCUUGAGUGGCUGUUGGAGAAGAAGACCCGUUGGCAGCUCGGUGUUGGGUGGCUGCGUGUACGUGCAGGGCAGCAGAAAAAGCCCUGUGUGAUGCGUCACCCCAAAUAGUUUAGUCUUUGUUCUUCACAAUUGAUCCAAGUGUAUCCUCUUUGUCUAAAAGAGGCGGAGGAGGGGGUCGUGAGAGGGUGGGGGGGACAGUCUCAGGCUGCACUAAAGAGGCCCUUGUAAUCAUUUUGUCAUGGAGUUUUUUUUUCUUUCUCAAUCAAAGGAGGAGAGACAUGGAUUUUAGCUACGGUCAUUAGUGACACAAUAUUGUUCUUUUCUGUUACAGAGUCAAGCUCUAGUUGUCUUCAUAUGUGUUUCACAUGAGCUGUAGAGAGAAAAUAGAUUUGAAUGAGACAUUUUUGCAUCGCAAGUAGCAAAUAACUGAAUGUGUACAGCAAGACAAAUUCUUUGUUAAGGAACACGAGGGACAGAAAAUCCUUCAGCUUAAAGUGCAAUUUCAGACCACCCAUAAUUUUUUUGACAUGUAUUUCCUUUCUUUUUUUUAUGGGAAGAAGACACAUUUCCCCCUAACUACCUAUUACAUGGUUGUGAUAUUUAUAAAAUGAUUGCUGACAGCAAGUCAUGCAUCCACACUGACGGCAGCGGCAACAACAACAUUAAUUGUUAUUUUUUAAUUUCAUUUAAAAACCCAUAGCUGUACCGCUAACAGACGAAAGAAACCCAGAUAUUAAUUUUGUUAUGCUGUUGGAUAGUGAUGUUUAGACUUCCUAUUGUACAAUGCCAGGAUCUCACACUGUUGAGGGAAUAAGGAUUACCUUGCACGUUAAGAGCGUCUUUAGGAUGCUAAAUACAGUAAAUGUGGACCAAGAAUAAGCCAAAGGUUAGAUACAGGACAAAAAUGCACUAGAAGUUUGAGUUGGUUAGUUGUUUUUUUAUGCGUGAAAAGUUUAAAAUAUUUGCUUGAAUGGCUGUUUGGUUUCUCACAUGUCCUAGUUAUAUCUGUCCUAGUGACCUCAUUGUUUUCUUUCUUUUUGACUUUGUCUGGGGUCGUUGAUAUCCAUAUUCUGGAAAGGAUCUAAUGAAAAAAUAAAUAUAGUUUGAUAGAA